Molecule: messenger RNA, 1836 nt
Organism: Penicillium argentinense
Lineage: Eukaryota; Fungi; Ascomycota; Eurotiomycetes; Eurotiales; Aspergillaceae
Product: GMC family oxidoreductase
Exons: 2
Coding region: 1-1836 (611 amino acids)
Molecular function (GO): oxidoreductase activity, acting on CH-OH group of donors; flavin adenine dinucleotide binding
Source: RefSeq, a predicted model, not a curated record
AUGAUUGUAUUCGAUACUGACUCCACCGAUGGACUCGAAACUAGUCACUUUGACUUUAUCAUUAUCGGAGGAGGAACAUCUGGCCUUGUUGUCGCGAGUCGACUUUCAGAAGACCCCAGUAUCAACGUCUUAGUCCUGGAAGCAGGCACAAACCGCUUGAAUGACCCUCGGAUCUCAGUUCCAGCACUGGCCAUCAGUGCUUUCGAAGACCCCGACUUUGACUGGAACUUCAAGACAACUCCACAGGAACAACUAAACGGCCGUGAAAUGCUGGCCAACAAGGGCCGCACCCUAGGCGGCUCUUCAGCCAUCAACAUGGGCAUGGUAAUCUACCCAUCGUGCUCAGGCAUGAAUGCCUGGGAAGAACUGGGAAAUCCUGGCUGGGGCUGGGAUGGCUUCUCGCCAUAUAUUCGAAAGUUCCAGAAGGCCACGCCCCCCUCAAAAGAAAGCGAAGAGCACUUCGGGGAUGUCGGGUACAAACAAGAAGAUCAAGGGAGUGACGGCCCAGUACAGGUUUCGUUUGCGGAUCAUUACAUGCCGUAUUACGGGGCUUGGAUGAAGACUUUCGAGAUGUUGGGUUAUCCACAGGCGGAUAAUCCGAUUAAUGGUACUGGUACUGGGCCUUUCAUUAACCCCAGUGCUGUGGAUCCGGUCACGCAUACUAGGAGUCAUUCUGCUGCUGCGUAUCUUACGGCUGAGACAAGGGCGCGGCCAAAUCUGCGUGUUGUGACGGGUGCGCUUGUCAAGGCUCUUUUGCUGGAGAAGGGAACUGAUGGAGUCGAGGCCAGCACUGUCGUUUUCUCUAAAGGCCAGGAAGUUUAUAGUGUUUCCGUCGGGAGAGAAGUCAUCCUGGCUGCAGGUGCGACGCAAACACCUCAGAUCCUGGAACUGUCUGGCAUUGGCGAUGGAGAACUCUUGCAACGACAUGGAAUCGAGACAGUCAUUAACAACCCUUACGUCGGCAGGAAUAUGCAAGAACACGGCAUUAUUCCCUACAGUUUCGAAGUCGCUGACGGUCUCCCGUCCGCUGACAUGGCCAGGGACCCUGACGUUGCGGCAGCAGCUAUGACUUCCUAUGAGAAGGACGGAUCCGGUCCACUUGGUUAUAUCCAAUUUGCAGCUGCCUUCAUGCCAUGUGUGGACCUGCCCCAAGAGCAAAGGAAUGAGAUGGUCGAGAGCAUCAAGGCUUUGAUCAAGAACCCUGAAACUCCGAGAGCUCUUCAAAAGCAGCUCGAGGCCCAAGCCAAGCUUCUAGAAAUACCCGAGGAAACGACAGCUCAAUUCAUACUCGCACCAUUCCAACUAAACCCACGCGAGGAAAUCCCGAAACGAGCAUUCGGCCCCAGCCACCCGGGAAAUUUCAUCUCGAUCUGCACUGUCCUUAGUUACCCGCUCUCUCGAGGAUCGGUACAUAUCGGUUCGAAUAAAGCGGAACAUGCGCCUGUCAUUGAUGUCGGGACAUUGUCGAACCCGGUUGACUUGGAACUGCAUGCACGACACUGUAUGUGGGCUGAUCGGGUUGCGGCGACAGAGCCAUUUGCGAGCUUGUUGAAGAAGGGUGGAUAUAGACUGCAUAGUCAGGAGCCUGUUGAUCUGGAGAGAGCGAAGGAGCUGUGCAAGGAGCUGGUCAUGUCGAAUUAUCACUUCUGUGGGACUUGUGCGAUGAUGCCGGAGGAGGAUGGGGGUGUUGUUGAUUCAAGGUUGAAGGUUUAUGGGACGACAAACAUUCGGGUUGUGGAUGCUAGUGUUUUCCCAUUGAUACCCCGGGGGAAUAUCCAGGCGACUGUUUUUGCGGUUGCUGAGAAGGCGGCGGAUAUCAUUAAAGGGGACAUUUAA